CUUAGUCCGGAAGACACUAUGCAUACCUAAUCGUUGUGCCCGCAUUGGAGCACGAGCCCACUUCGGCGACUUUGUCAGUCAUGACAGAGGCACCACAUCCCCGCACACUAGGAGACAUGUCUGGUGUGGAAUCCCACACACGUCGUCUCAGCACAACAGCGAAGCUCUCUGAACCUCCACACGCUCCAACUUACAAACUGCCGCAAAGGCCGUGUGGAGUAGCCGCUCAAGCUCAGAUAGCUCCAUGUGGGGUGAAGCUUUCCGCAAUGGACAGGGGAGCAUUUCUUACAAAAGCGAUAGAUAGCUCCAUUGAGUCGCCGUCAUCGUCAGCCCCUCACCAGUAACCCCUCCUCGCAUUCUCAGAGCUAGCUUUACUUCACAAUGGCAGCGCCAAAAGAUCUGAAGCCGAAGGACUUCCAAAACGCCUUUCACUGGGCGGCGACGCAGCAAGACGGAGCAGUCCCCUCCUUUGCGACGCGCCCGAACGAUCCGUACGCUUAUCAGCCCGGAUUCAACAACAGCUUCGAGUCAGAAGCUAUCGCCGGCACGAUCCCAAGGGGCCAGAAUAGCCCGAGAAGCAUCAGAUAUGGAUUGUACGCCGAACAGGUGACGGCUUCAGCCUUUGUCGCGCCCAGACAUUCCAACAAGAAAGCUUGGCUCUAUCGGUCGCGACCAGCUGUAGCUCACCAGGGAUUUACCGAUCUUCCCGACAACAAAGACACUGAGUCGACUUUCAUCCCGAUUAACCCCCGAGUUCACAUUUCUCCAACUCAAUUGGCGUGGAAGCCGUUCCCGAUCCCUGAUGGCCAAGAUCUGGACUUUGUCGAUGGCCUCAAGACUGUCGCCGGCUCCGGAGACCCAACUCUUCGGGAAGGCCUCGCCACUCAUGUGUACCUUUGCAAUAAGAGCAUGACGAAAAGAGCCUUUGCGAACUCCGACGGCGACUGGCUCAUUGUGCCUCAGCAAGGUGUUCUGGACAUCCAAACUGAGUUCGGUUUCUUGUACGUGCAGCCUGGUGAGAUUUGCGUCAUCCAGCGUGGUCUUCGCUUCAAGGUAAACGUUGAAGGACCGACUCGUGGAUACAUCCUGGAGAUCUGGGGUUCAAACUGGGAGCUUCCCGAGUUGGGCCCUUUGGGAGCGAACGGAUUGGCCAACGCGCGCGACUUCUUGCACCCGGUCGCCGCAUACGAGGUUACAAAAGACGACCCAUGGGAUAUCGUGUACAAAAUCGGCGGAAAGUUUUUCAACAGCACUCAACGGCACUGCCCCUUCGAUGUGGUUGCGUGGCAUGGAAACUACGUGCCGUUCAAGUAUGACCUCACCAAAUUUGUCAACGUGGGCUCUAUCUCCGUCGAUCACAUUGAUCCGUCCAUCUUCUGUGUCUUGACGGCCAAGUCGCGUGAUCCAGCUGCGCCCCUAGCCGACUUCCUAAUCUUCUCCCCUAGAUGGGACGUCGCAUCUCACACCUACCGCCCGCCCUACUACCACAGGAACUGCGCCUCUGAGCUGAUGGGUCUGAUCUACGGCGAAUACGGAGGCCGGUCUGACGAAUUCCAGCCCGGAAGUAUCUCAUUUGAGUGUGGGUUUGUGCCUCAUGGCGUUGCAUACGAGCAAUUUGCUGCUGCGUCAAAGGCGGAUCCCCCUCAAAUGCAGAUCUCGCUCGGCUCCAUUGCCUUCAUGUUUGAGACGAGCCGAGCUCUCACCAUCACCGACUAUGCCUGGAAUAGCAAGGAGAAGCAUGAGCACGACCCCAAGAUGUGGGAUGACUUGGUCGAUAACUUCUCUCAGUUUGAGAUUGACCCUAAGCUUUUGAGGUCUAACAUGGCAAACCACCUUAGUUGAGCACUUCUAGGCGAGGGGAGACUUUAAACGAGUUAUCGGUUUUGUAUCGCAAGGAAAGCUACGUAAUAUAGAAUAAAUGAAGGCAACGAAC
Molecule: messenger RNA, 1933 nt
Organism: Colletotrichum acutatum
Lineage: Eukaryota; Fungi; Ascomycota; Sordariomycetes; Glomerellales; Glomerellaceae
Product: homogentisate 1,2-dioxygenase
Exons: 2
Coding region: 382-1842 (486 amino acids)
Biological process (GO): L-phenylalanine catabolic process
Cellular component (GO): cytoplasm
Molecular function (GO): homogentisate 1,2-dioxygenase activity
Source: RefSeq, a predicted model, not a curated record